Molecule: messenger RNA, 2303 nt
Organism: Cololabis saira (Pacific saury)
Lineage: Eukaryota; Metazoa; Chordata; Actinopteri; Beloniformes; Belonidae
Product: tricarboxylate transport protein B, mitochondrial
Exons: 9
Coding region: 165-1118 (317 amino acids)
Biological process (GO): mitochondrial citrate transmembrane transport
Source: RefSeq, a predicted model, not a curated record
CCCGCCGGCAGCCACAGAUCACCUGCAUCAGGAGCAGCAGCAGCCGCACAUGUGUUGCGCUCUCUUCUCUCCUUUGGAGAAAUAAAUAAAUAAUACAUCUCUGUCAUCCACAUACGGAGAAAUCACAUCAGUCUAGACGAUUUUGUUGGUUUGAUCGCGUAAUCAUGCAGGAUAAAAGUCACAUUUUCAGCCCGUUUGUCAGACCGCGCUGUCUGGCGGCGGCAGCGCCCGCCGGGAAAGCCAAACUCACCCACCCGGGGAAAGCGAUCCUGGCAGGUGGACUUGCUGGCGGCAUAGAGAUCUGCAUCACCUUUCCCACCGAAUACGUGAAGACGCAGCUACAGCUGGAUGAGAAGGCCAACCCACCAAAAUAUAGAGGAGUAGGUGACUGUGUGCGGCAGACUGUACAAGGUCACGGCGUUAAAGGCCUCUACAGAGGACUCAGCUCGCUGCUGUAUGGAUCCAUACCCAAAUCUGCUGUCAGGUUUGGGGUGUUCGAGUUCCUCAGUAACCAUGCGAAGGAUGAGUCUGGCCGGCUGGACAGCACCAGGGGCCUGCUGUGUGGGCUCGGGGCCGGGGUCAUGGAGGCCGUGCUGGUGGUUUGUCCCAUGGAAACUAUCAAGGUUAAAUUCAUUCAUGACCAGACCUCAGCCAACCCCAAAUACAGGGGCUUCUUCCACGGAGUCAGAGAGAUCGUCCACACACACGGAUUAAAAGGGACAUAUCAGGGUCUAACUGCAACAGUCCUCAAACAAGGCUCCAACCAGGCCAUCCGCUUCUAUGUGAUGACAUCUCUUAAGAACUGGUACAAAGGUGAUGACCCAAACAAAUCUAUUAAUCCCUUAAUGACUGGAGCCUUUGGAGCCAUCGCAGGGGCGGCCAGCGUAUUUGGAAACACUCCGCUAGAUGUCAUCAAGACAAGGAUGCAGGGCCUGGAAGCUCAUAAAUAUAAAAGCACACUGGACUGUGCUGUGAAGAUCCUCAGACAUGAAGGCGUAGCAGCUUUCUACAAAGGGACGGUACCCCGGCUCGGCCGUGUGUGCCUGGACGUGGCCAUAGUUUUCAUCAUCUAUGAGGAGGUGGUGAAGGUCCUGAAUAACGUCUGGAAGACAGAAUGAGCUGCUGCGUACUCAAAGAAGACAGGAGUUUCACAGAUCUAAGUUUAGCAGACCUUUUAUGUAUUUUAAAACCAGCUCUAAAGUAUUUGAGACAGUGAGCUGAACUUAGAUCGGUGUCAUAUGCUGACCCGGAAGUCAAAGUGAACAGAGGUUUCAGAGAAAGGAUGCUCACUGUAAUCAGCAUCAAGAACCAAGGGUCUUUCACAAAGUGGGAUGAUAACGUUUAGACAUGUAACUGUGAAGAAAAAAAAAAUACUUUAACCAGGAGAAAUAUUUCUGGCUUCUAAAUGUGAAAUAAACCAGAAUGCUGCUGCUGGUAAACGCAGAUCCCUUUUCAGGUUGUCUGCUUCUUGUUCUAUGUCAACCUGCUCUGUGAAAUACCCUGCAGCGGAGAACUGUUCACAGCUGUUUUACUGAUGUUUACUGCGAUGGUACAGGUGUUAUUGUGGAUUUUCUUAUGUUGGCAUUCAUAUCUGUCUCUUCUUGUGCCUCAGAUGGUUUUAAAUCCAGAGGAGCCAGACUGCAGCUGGUUGCAGUUUGACAGCCACAUAGAUUGCAGCACGUUCUGUAGCCAGGCCUUUAAUAGAUUUUAUUUUACAAUUAUAUUAAGCCAAUUAUUUUUAUACAGCGUGGAUUCUAUUGUUGUUUAUCAAAAGCCUUAGAGUUUACUUUAUCAUAUUUAAAUCCUGAUGAAAUGCCAAACCUGUUAUGGUAUGAACAUGUGUUAAGAGUAAAAGUGUAAUAACAGAUCAUGUGAUGUGAAUCAUGUCGAGAAAUAAAUGUAUUUAUUCAGAGAUGUAUGUUAAAUGUAGUUGUGAGACUAUUAGCUAUUCAUCUGUGCCAAAUUAGUCAUGUUUUUCUUAUGUUAUUAGGUAAUUUAAAGAUGAUUUGAGAUUAUAUAAUUGCCAUAAUUUCUCAUAAAUUCCACAAUGACGCUAUUUAGAAAAAAAAAGUCUGUCCCUCAUUGUGGAAGCAGUACUGUUCAUCAUCUGUUCAUCAUCUGUUCAUCAUCUGUUCAUCAUGUUUUAACCACACGUGUGCCAUUCAGUUUAUGUCCUCUGGUUAAGACAGAGGCAGGUUUUUAAUAUCUGAUUCUUCCUCCUGCAUUUGUUCUCUGCAUCAGUCACCAGAUACGUCUGACGGGCUACAAAAUUGGAAAUGUAAAAAUAAAUUAACAAGAUCCUU